AGUACUUGAUUUCAAGUAAAGUAAAUUACGUUGGAUAUUAAAGGACUGUAAUUCAGUAAUUUUAAAAUAAUUUUAUGCCAACUCUCGCUUUCGUUUACUAUGAUACCAAGGGCUUCAAUUCUCUGAAUCAUCUGCAUCACCACAUCUGAAUAUAAACAUUAAAACAAAAUUUCUUUUAAAUUUUCAAUUCUUUAUUUUAAGACAAUGACUGAUAUGUGCCAAGCAUGCAAGACCCUGGAUCAGCAUACCCAUGCCUACCUUCCGCAUACCACGCCUUUCUUCAGGUUGGUGAAAAAUGCCACAAAAAGCAUCAUUGAACGAUUUACAGUGGAAAGAGGUAACUCUUCCUGAUCGUCUAGAUGAUUAUGAAGGUAUUCUGGACUUGGAGGAAAUCGAAGGCGUCGACGUACAAUACAAUGACAAAGGAGGAAAUUUGAAGGAAGUUACUUACGAACUUGCUGAUCCGUCGAAGAAGCCUAAAAAGGAGAAACGUAAAAAUGCUGGUGACAAAGCUAGUAAGAAGAAUGCUAAAAAGCCAAAACUCGACUCCGAGAGGAAGGAAGCUCCUUCUUCCGACGAUCAAGUUAACGAGAAAAAUGAAUUUGCAGCCCUUGCUUCAAAUGAGGAAGAUUUAGAGAAAAAUGUUGAUGUCUCAGCUUGGUCAAAAUGGCAUUUGUCCCCUGAAAUGCUGGGAUCUUUAUCUCGCAUUGGAUUUUCUACUCCUACCCCCAUUCAAUCACUUGUUGUUCCGGAAGCGACCGCUGGAAAGGAUAUUGUUGGUAAAGCUGCAACUGGAUCUGGUAAGAGUUUGGCGUUUGCCAUUCCGAUUAUGGAACAUUGUUUGAACGUGUUAGACACCAAGCAAGUUCAAGCUCUCGUAAUAGCCCCCACAAGAGAAUUGGCCCAUCAAUUAUUGGAACACUUUGAAAAAGUCAAGCCAGAUUCAAGUUUACGAAUCAUGGCUAUCACUGGUGGCCUUGCCGUUCAAAAACAACAACGUUUACUCAGUAAACAUCCCCAUAUAGUGAUAGCCACACCAGGAAGAUUGUGGUCGGUAAUUAAUGACAAUAACUUAACCGAGAAUUUUAAAAAAAUCAAAAUUCUUGUUCUCGACGAAGCCGACCGUCUGUUACAGAAGAGCCAUUUUGAAGAUUUGCAGAAACUUAUGGACGUAUUGGGAAAUCCAAAACAUACAAACCGACAGACGCUAAUUUUCUCGGCUACGUUGGAUGAUCAUCUUCAACAGAGAUUGAGCAAGAAAGUUCAGGCCGACUCAUCUGAUGAAACAAGCCCUUUUGAAAACUUGUUAAAACAAGUUAAAUUUUUGGGAGAACCCGCGAUUCUGGAUGCUGAUCCAGAAACGACGGUAGCCACUCGCGUUCUUGAAGGAUUAUUAGAGUGUUCUCCGAAGGAAAAGGACCUGCAUUUAUACUAUUUGCUUUUACGAUAUCCUGGAAAAACUAUGGUUUUUGCUAACGGUAUUGAUGAUAUUAAGCGAAUUUCACCGUUCUUGAAUGAGUUGAGAGUGGAAGCUUAUCCUUUACACGCUCAGUUGGAUCAGAAGAAACGCUUACAGUCUUUGGAAAGGUUUAAAAAGAAUCCGAAAGGAGUGUUAAUUUGUACAGACGUUGCGGCCCGUGGUAUCGACGUACCAAGUGUUUCUCAUGUCAUCCACUACCACGUUCCUCAUACUGCUGAUAUGUAUAUUCAUCGUAGCGGUCGUACAGCUCGUGCAAAUGAGGACGGCGUUUCCAUAUUGAUGUGCGGUCCUAAAGAGUUGUCGCAAUUCAAACGUCUCCUUUUCAAGUUAAAACGUAAAUUAGAAGAGUUUCCAAGUUUUCCUAUCGACAUGAGUCUUCUUGGAGUAUUAAAGCCUCGAGUUGAGUUAUCACAUAAAAUCGCAGAUCUUACUCGAAAGGCUGGAAAGCUCGGACGAGAGGAAGCCUGGCUUAAAGCUGCAGCUGAGGAGUUGGGCGUUGAAAGCUCAGAAGAUGAAGAUCCUGAUAACCCAAAGGAAUCUUCGCAUAGUAAAAGAAACAAUCAAGUUGCUCAAUAUCGUUCGCAGCUUAAUUACUUAUUGAAUCAAAGGAUCCAAACCGGUUUUUCUGGGAAAUAUUUAACAAGCGGUCUCACAAAUAUGGCUGAAAAGUUACUAAACGGGCAGCACCAUCAGAACAUCCUUGGAACUGAUCCUGUUACCGCAUUGGAUGUUUUGCGGAAAAAGGGCAAAAAGCAAUCUUAAAACGGAAGUAUUUUUGGUUUAUGGUUUUUGGUAUGGUUGUAAUCUGGUUUGGUAAAAAAAAAAAAUAGAUAAAGUUACAUAACACUAAUAGACUUCGUGCAUGACUGGAAGUUUGUUGUAGAUACUUCUGCUAUACAACAUGUAAAUUUUCUUAUGAAUAUAUUGUACAUCAUUAAGCCUUAAAGCCAUC
Messenger RNA from Schizosaccharomyces octosporus yFS286, 2432 nucleotides. RefSeq names its product ATP-dependent RNA helicase Mak5. The record is from RefSeq and is a predicted model, not a curated record. Gene Ontology annotation, molecular function: RNA helicase activity; ATP binding; nucleic acid binding. The coding region runs from base 296 to 2242 and encodes 648 amino acids. The transcript is spliced from 5 exons. Lineage: Eukaryota; Fungi; Ascomycota; Schizosaccharomycetes; Schizosaccharomycetales; Schizosaccharomycetaceae.